Messenger RNA from Conger conger (European conger), 4557 nucleotides. It is a transcript of the gene n4bp3, whose product is annotated as NEDD4 binding protein 3. Lineage: Eukaryota; Metazoa; Chordata; Actinopteri; Anguilliformes; Congridae. Bases 268 to 2076 code for a protein of 602 amino acids. Gene Ontology annotation, cellular component: cytoplasmic vesicle. The transcript has 6 exons. The record is from RefSeq and is a predicted model, not a curated record.
CCUGUCGAUGUUAUAACGGCACAGAUCCGAGGCAGCCCGGUUCCCUCGCACCAGAACUGAGCAGAACAGAACCGGGGAAAGAACGCAUCUAAAAGGGACAAGUUGCGUGGUAUUUUCUCCCGAGGGGCGAGUGGCCAUGAUGUCACCAAACUGGAACUGUUGCUCCGCUAUGCUGCCAGGCUGACAGGCUGUUCUGUACAUGCAGUGAUCUACGGCUCUAUAUCACAGACACUGAAUUCCCUGUGGACCCACUGGUGUGUGUGACUCAUGGCCACAGUCACCCAGAAUCUGCCUGUGACCUGCACUCCCAGCCGGCGUUUCGGAGACCCCUACCCUGCCCUGCCCCCACCGCUCCUGUCCCGCUGCACCAUGGGAAGUGUAGGCAGUCUGGUGGAGAGGCCCGAGGUGAGCUCGGAUCGGCUGAAGAGCGGGCGGACGGGGCCGCAGGGGGGCGUGCGGCAGCAGGACGGCCUGCUGAGGAAGGGCUUCACCCAGCGCGAGCUCCUCAACUACCUGAACAUCGCCAAGAAGGAGCCCAAGGCGGGCGGCAAACACAUCAUCUCCUCCAUCUCCUCCAUCAAGCGAGGGCACGGCCGCGAGGAGGAGAACGUCUACAGCAAGGUCUACCACAAGGACGGCCGCGACCUGGACCUGGGCAAGAACUCCCUGCCCAUGGGGGGCAAGUACGAGAAGUCUCGCUUCAGGCCCUCCGCCUUCAAGCCUGUCACCCCCAAGGGUUUCAGCUCUGUGCAGAACCUCUAUCCCUCUAAAACUGAGGAUCUGGACUCGGGUCUGUCCAACGGGCUGCAGGUGUCUUUCGCCAAGGUCACCUCCACUGGGGUCUCCACCUCCUCGUCCUCCUCCUCGCCAUCCCGCCACACCGCCAGGGGCAUGGCCAAAGCCCCGUUGGCCGCCAGGGGCCUGAGCCAGGAGGACGAGAGCAUGUCCGACUCGGGGCACAACUCCAUGAACAGCCUGCCGCCCUACCGGCCCCCGUUCCGGCCGCACCUGGGCCAGAUCAGCGCCUCCAUGGGCCACAUCGACCACAUCGGCUCCCUGGACCGCGCCUCCUCGUCCACCGUCACCGAGGCCUCCUGUCCCGGCGGCGUGCCGACACUGGGCCGCCUGCGGGUGUACGGCAGCGAGGCCCCGCCGCCCUAUGAGCUGUCACAGUCCCUGGAGGAUGUGGUGAGGGACCUGGAGGACCGGCUGCUGGAGAAGGAGCACGAGCUGAAGCAGAUGAGGAGGAACCUGGACGAGAGUGAGGGAGCCGUUGCACAGGUGUUUGAGGGGAAGCAGAGGUUGUGGGAGAAGGAGGUGGAGGAGCUCAGGAGGUUGUAUGCGAUCAAGUUACGCCAGGUAUCCCAGCAUGCUCAGCGGUCGACCCGCUCCCUGCAGUUGCAGCUCUUCAAGGUGCAACAGGAGCGCCGCCGUCUCCAGGACGACCUGGAAGCCCUGCAGGGCAGCAGCCUGGGAGGCCACACACAGGAGCCUCACCCCGAACUGGAGGAGACACAGUGGGAGGUGUGCCAGAAGUCGGGUGAGAUCUCUCUGCUGAAGCAGCAGGUGCGGGAUGCCCAGGCCGAGGUGGCCCAGAAGCUGAGCGAGCUCUUCCACCUGAAGACCCAGCUCCGCGAGGCCCGGAGCGAAGGCCGUGCCAAGGACUCUCAGAUCCAGCUGCUGCAGCUGGCCCUGCAGGGGGAGGGGGAGGCCCCGGGGGGCGCGCUCGAGGCCAAGGGGGCAGGGGCAGGUCAGGGGGGCGGGUCCGAGGAGCGCCUGAGGGCGGAGCUGCUUCUGGAGAGGCGGCAGAGCGAGGCACAGGCCUCGGCCUUUGAGGCCGAGAGACGCACCUGGCAGGCGGAGAAGGACAAGGUGAUCCGCUACCAGAAGGAGCUGCAGACCAGCUACCUGGACAUGUACCACAGGAACCAGGCCCUGGAGAGAGAGCUGGCCGAGCUGCGGGGUGGGGCUGAGGGCGGGGAUGGAGCCAGAGCCAGGGACGAGGAGGUGGAGGCGGAUGACAGACUGCCCCCGGGCCUGCCCUGGAUCGAGAGGAUCGAGUCGUCUGAAAUUUGAUUGUGACCUUGCAAGGCAUAGCAGAGCCAGCCGUUUAGGACAUAAGGCCACUGUAUUCCUCACGCACAGUGACUACCCGCCACUGAUGUCUGCAGGAGACUGUUGGUGUGGUUGUGUGCAUGAAGGUUUGUCCUGGUAGCAUGUUCAUAGUGCAGAACACUUGUGAGCAGGUAUCCACAGGUGUGAACGGGAGGAGAUGCGUGGAGGAUGAAGAUGAAUUUGAGCAAGUGACUUACCCCAGUGGAUCUUCAAUGAUUUCUCUAACGAGCUGCUGUAUCCAUGCAGCAUUAAUCAACUGUUUUCAUUUUAUGUUCUGAAGAUUAAAAAAAAAAAAUGAGCAAGGAAAAUGUAAUUUUAAACUAGCCUCUGUUAUAUAAGUAAGGGCUGUAUGAUAUUCUUGUUAUUUUGAUCGGUGAUUCACACUUUUGAGACUCUCCUGUGGAACCCUUUGAAGCUUGUGUUCACUGGAAUUUUCCUCAGCCUAACACAUCCGAGUGAAAUGUGUUUAGCGUUAUUACUUUAUAAAAUAGUAUCUGGAUGUUCUUCAUGUUGUGCACCAGUGUACCAGUGUAGGCUCAGGCUUCCAAUAAUGCCACUGCUGGCCUGUAACGAUCUGCUGUGUAUUUCAGCUUUAAAUCUGCAAUAUGAGCCUCAUACGUGCACCCUCUAAGCCCUCUGCUCUCACCCUCUCAUACCUCACCCUCUCAUAACUGCACCCUGCCAUACCCCACCCUCCUAUACCUGCACCCAGUCAUACCUCACCCUCUAUUACCCCACCCUCUUAUACCUGCACCCAGUCAUACCUCACCCUCUAUUACUCCACCCUCUUAUACCUGCACCCAGUCAUACCUCACACUGUCAUACCUCACCCUCAUACCUAACCCACUUAUACCCCACCCUCUUAUACCUGCACCCAGUCAUACCUCACCCUCUAUAACCCCACCCUCUUAUACCUGCACCCAGUCAUACCUCACCCUCUAUUACCCCACCCUCUUAUACCUGCACCCAGUCAUACCUCACACUGUCAUACCUCACCCUCAUACCUAACCCACUUAUACCCCACCCUCUUAUAUCUACACCCUUUCAUACUUUAUUCUCUCAUGGAGUGGGUGUAGGGCAUAGUGAGUCUGAUGCAGGGAGGGUGUAGGGUGUAGUAAGGGUGAUACAGGCAGGGUGUAGGGCAGUGGUCACCAACCCUGUUCCUGGAGAUCUACCAUUCUGUAGGUUUUCAUCGCAACCCAAAUUUGGCUCACCUGAUUCUACUAAUUAGCAGCUCAACAGGAUCUUUGGCUGUUGAAUGAGGUGUGCUUUGCUGAGGUUGGAGUGAAAACCAACAGGAGAGUAGAUCUCCAGGAACAGGGUUGGUGCCUCCUGGUGUAGGCCAUAGCGAAUGAGACAGGCAGGGUAUAGGGUGUAGUGAGGGUGAUGUAGGGAGGGUGUAGGGUGUAGCGAGUGAGACAGGGAAGGUGUAGGCCAUAGCAAGUGAGACAGGGAGGGUGGAGGGUGUAGGUGCACAGUGAAGGGGACACAGGAAAAGCGUAGAGCCUGGUGAUGGUGGCACAGGUAGAACGUAGUGAGGACACAAAGCAUGAGCAAAGGGAGUGGCUCAUGGGUAGAAAGCAUAGCUCCAGUCAUUGACCCAGGCUGCUUAGUGUCCUGAUUGACUCUGCAGCCCAUAGAUUCAUUAUACUGUGACUACUGAAAACAAUCCUACAAGUGUAUCAUUUGUUGAUUAAUCCAAUAUUUUGAUUGAUAAGUAUUUAUACAUUGAUUCAAAAUGUUUUGAGUACAGGAAACAGGUCUGUUUCUGCCUUUAUUUGAAUAUUAUAAGUUUUUAUAUGUGUGUUUUGGGGUUACAUUUUCUGGAGGUUUUCCGAAUUGGUAAAGGAGUCGUCUUUCUUCUGUUGGGUCCGGUGUCUUUAGCGGCCAGUUUUUCCUUUCUGUUGCUCCUGUUGUGAAAUGGCCCCUCUAAUAAUUGAAGGCAUUUGGUGUGGAAUGCACUCUGCAUAUGCUCUGUGGAUCUCCAUCCAUCAGCACACAUGCUCGCACACACUCUUACUCACACGCACACAAAUACACAUUAGCAUCUGUAUAAAGGAGCCUUUUCUCUGAUCCACUUUCCUGGGGAGGAGCUGAUUUGUCAACGGACUGUGAAGUAGCUGAACAACACAGGAGACACUCGAACCCGAAUCUCCAACUUACCAAAAAGCUUUGUCAACCUCAUGGGAGGCCCGACCAUGUAUGGUGACUGGCAGGAGUGGGCGGGUUUUUCCCCUUCGUGGAAGCAGUACGGUGAACGAGUGAACAAAAUGAACUUGUGAGUAAAUGAAUGCAUGGCCAGGCUUCCACAAGGCAGUUGAAACUGAAUUAAAACCACUUCAUCCUGGACCUGGACUCCAUUCUUUGGUCGCAUGUAAGAAUAUGAAACCGUGCUGUUGUGACAAUCUACAAAGAAAUAAAUUAACCAACAAAAUGAGUUUA